AUGCAAGGAGAUCGUGAUACUCUUGACAAUACUCACCACCAGCCAGCCACUCAAAACCAUCAUAAAGCAACCCCAGUAGACACCACAUCAUCCUCACAAUACUUUGACUCUACACAAAUUGAAGAUGUUGGGCCGCCAACAGGCAAGCUUUCUGGAACUGCGUUGGAGUGGCGACGCAGGCAACCAUCACUGGAUCCUUGCCAUAAAGCUGCAAGCAGAGACAGGGCGAAGAAAGCAACGAGCUGUGAGUGCAUCAAGAGGUCUGUCUCUGCAUUCCAAGAUAGAGUCAAGAGUGCCUGUGUACCGGCGAGAGAACUUCAAUAG
Molecule: messenger RNA, 324 nt
Organism: Prunus armeniaca (apricot)
Lineage: Eukaryota; Viridiplantae; Streptophyta; Magnoliopsida; Rosales; Rosaceae
Source: the annotation of a GenBank genome assembly